Messenger RNA from Uncinocarpus reesii 1704, 597 nucleotides. RefSeq lists its product as uncharacterized. Gene Ontology annotation, molecular function: ubiquitin binding. The transcript is spliced from 2 exons. The coding region runs from base 1 to 597 and encodes 198 amino acids. The record is from RefSeq and is a predicted model, not a curated record. Lineage: Eukaryota; Fungi; Ascomycota; Eurotiomycetes; Onygenales; Onygenaceae.
AUGGCCGACGUCGAGCCGUCGUUGAACAUCCCCUCCCUGCUCACACUUGCCGUCGUAUCCUUCUUCGUCAUUCGAUGGUUUUUCUCGCGGGGCGAUGGUACCGGAGAUGCCUCCGGAUCUGAUAGAAAUGGCCGCCCGCGCGUCGAUCCAGCGCAGGUCGAGCAGGUUGUACAGAUGUUCCCACAGCUAAGUCGAAGGGACGUCAUGUGGGACUUACAGCGGAACGGGGGGAGUGUGGCUGCUACGACAGAAAGGGUAUUGUCGGGGAGGGGGCUAGAAAAUCCGCCUCCUUCUUUCCAGCCGAAUAUACCCGCGGCUCAGAGUCCUGCGAGCACCGCGACUUCAUCGUCGCCGCCUCCUUCCAAGCGACCGACGGAGGACCUUAUCACCCGAUACAACCUCAGCUCGCGAUUGCAUGAAGAUAUCUCUGGGGAUACUAGCGCUGUGGACUCCGGGUCUGGCACAAUCCUACGAUCGGAGAAUGCUUGGUCGCAGAACAAAAGCGAGAGGCAGCGGCUUUUGCAGAAACGCAGAGACGAUAUGAUCCUUGCCGCAAGAAGGAAGAUGUUGGAGAAAGACCAUGCGACCAGUCAAUAA